UAUAGGUAGAUCUACUUACUCAUCUCUGGUUGUGUCUUGACUCUUGACUGCCUUAGUCACUCUUUUUAGUGAUAGCGACAAAGUGUCACUGCAGUUAAUUAAGGAAGUACUUAGUGAGUACCAAGGUACUUACUAUCAGUAUUUUCUUAUCACUAAUAAUUUGAUAUCCUUGUCAAAGAAUCCAUUAUCCAUCCAACAGAAGUUAAAACUUAGAACCCUGUGCUUUUGCAGAUUGAGUAUCAAAUAUCAAGUGCCAAACAAGUGAAAUUUACUCAUUCGGAUUUCAAGUGACACACCUAUAAAACUUAGUCAAAUUUUUUGUAUGCCAUCAACAAAAUGCCGGCUUAUCACUCUAGUUUUACUAAAAAAACAAAGAACAUUGGUAACAUGGCCUUGCUGCCCCUAAAAACGACAUUCAGAGGACCAGCUGAUCCUCAUCUAAACAACGAGGAGAUGGACAUUAUAGAUGAAGCAUUGUAUUUUUUCAAAGCCAACGUGUUCUUUAGGACGUAUGAAAUUAAGAGUGAAGCAGAUAGAUUAUUAAUUUACAUAACUUUAUAUAUUACUGAAUGUCUAAAGAAAUUGCAAAAGUGCAUUAGUCAAAAUCAAGCUCCAAACGAAAUGUACUCUCUGGCAAUAUCCAAGUUUGAUAUUCCUGGAGAUCAAGGCUUUCCACUAAACUCUGUAUAUGCCAAGCCCAAUGAUGCAACCGAAGCUGAUACCAUGCGACAGUAUUUGUUACAAAUAAGACAAGAGACAGGACUUCGUUUAAUUGAUAAAGUUUAUGGCAGUGAUGGGAAGCCAAGUAAGUGGUGGUUGUGUUUUGCUAAAAAAAAGUUUAUGGACAAAUCACUCUCAGGUCCGGGCCAAUAACGAAUCUAUUGUUAAAAAUUUGUAUGAUUCUCGUGUUUGUGCAUUACUAAGAUGUGUAAGUUUUAAAGAUACUUUUCAUUUAGUUUAUUCUUUUUGAACUUUCAUUGAAACAAUUAAAAGAUAUUUAUAUUAAGGAUGUUCAUAAAAUUUUUACAAUAUAAGUUUUUUUUUUUAUCACUUCAAUAUGUUCUGAACACACUUGUAUCCUAUCAAACCUUAUUUUUUACUCACCUUAACAUCAAUAAACGUUCACAAUGAGGUUUUUAAAAAUAAUUUUACAUGUACUCGUUUUUAGUAAUAAUUAACAUCAGAAAAGUGUAAAAUUGAAACCUAAUUGUCUUUGUAAAAUCACUUAAAUUGGGUAAUAGCCAGACAUUCAAUUAAAGUUCU
Copidosoma floridanum is the source of this 1263-nucleotide messenger RNA. RefSeq names its product Actin-related protein 2/3 complex, subunit 3A (gene Arpc3A). Gene Ontology annotation, biological process: Arp2/3 complex-mediated actin nucleation; regulation of actin filament polymerization. Lineage: Eukaryota; Metazoa; Arthropoda; Insecta; Hymenoptera; Encyrtidae. The record is from RefSeq and is a predicted model, not a curated record. Gene Ontology annotation, cellular component: cytoskeleton; Arp2/3 protein complex.